AUACUAAGUGGUGUAUGUUUUUCGCUGAGUGGUUACAAGAAUCCAAGACGUGGUGAACUUCGUACUAAAGCGUGUCGUAUGGGGGCAUUGUAUGAGGCUGAUUGGACGCCGUCAUGCACGCAUCUGAUAUGUGCCUUUCCGAAUACACCCAAAUGGCGACAAGUCGGACCAUCGGGCAUAGUUGUGACUGAUAAGUGGAUCGAUAUGUGUUAUAUGAGGAAGAAACGACUUCCGGAAAAACAUUUCCCUCUGACAUUGGGUUGA
This is a messenger RNA of Anisakis simplex (herring worm), 264 nucleotides long. The record is from the annotation of a GenBank genome assembly. Lineage: Eukaryota; Metazoa; Nematoda; Chromadorea; Rhabditida; Anisakidae.